AGCGAAGCGAGGAUUGAGGCUCGUUCGUGUUGGUCGACAGUGCUCGCGUUUUACUCGGUGCAAUAGCAUAAGAUCACGUAUACUUUUGCUAAUCUAGGCUCAUCAAAGUGUCCUGCACAUUGGGAUUCACGGCUUGCAUUUCCAACCUGAUCGACUCUACUGGGCGAAAAGAAUCAACGGGCUUAUUUUUCCCAGUGUUAUUUUAAGGGACUGCUGCAUCUAAUGCUAAUGGGCACCUGGUGCUCUACCAAGUGGGUAGUACAGGUGUACGAGAGUUUGGGCCGCUCCAUCUACCAGGAUGGUUGAAAUGGAAGAGCAAUGACGAUCAAGGAGUGCUCGCCAACAAAGUUUUAGCCAGUAGCGUAACGAACGGACAAACGAACGACCCAUCAAACUCGGCCAACAGUGCAAUCGAACCAGAGGACCAAGAAGAAGCAUAACAAUUGGGGACGGAUGGUUUACUACAACUUUACUAAUCCUCCUCCUUCUCGCCUUAUUAUUACCACCGUGCAACUGCUACUUCUGCCCCUAAAACGGAAUGAAAAACAGCAAAAGUAUCAUCAUUAGAAUUAGUUGUGCCACAAAGUCCAUCAAGAGACCCACAUAUUUGUCCUAAGUGUUGAAUACGGUUCAUAAAGCGCAUUGGAUCGCUCUUCUAUCCUAAGAACUUAUUUCCAAUUCACGUGACUGCAAGGGUGGGUGAGUGAGUGGGUGAGUGAGGAGAGAAAACGAAAAAGACCCAGGCGACAAGGGCGAAUCGAGAAUGAUGUGACGCACCUCGGUGGCAACAUCAUCCGCAUUCUAUGCCAAGAUGAGGAACCGAUUGACCCGAAGCCUCACCCAAGUGUGGUGUGCUGUUCUGAUCCUCCAUGUGUUCCAUGAGUUGGCCUCCGGCUGCAAUGAGGCUGUCUGCGCUUCGAUCGUCUCCAAAUGUACAUUACUCAAGUCUUGUGAGUGCGAAAUCAUUCCGGGAGAGCCGUGCGCUUGCUGUCAUCGGUGUAAGAAAUGUCUCGAGUAUCUUUUCACCGAGUGUUGCUCGUGUUUCGAAUUGUGUCCCAAGCCGGAGAAGUCUCUAGCUCAGCAGGGCAGCAGCGUGUUCGAUUUUGAAGACCCUCCACUGGUGCUUUGGGACGCCCUCAUGGAAACCGACGACUCAAGGUGGGAGAAGUUCACCUAUCCCGUGGAUAUCUCACCAGCACGAUUAUUUCGUCCCAAAAAGACGGAGGAGCUUUCGCAUUCCCAGCAAAACUCGGCUCAAGAGACUCUAGUAGUGGACAAAGAGGACUUGGUCACGGCCAACUGCACCGUGGCCUUCUUGUACGGCUGCAUGGCCAAAAACAAAUGCCGCAACAGCUGUGCUACCAUGGGUGCGUCAUCCUAUCGAUGGUUUGACGAAUCCGCUUGUUGCGAGUGCGUGGGUCAUCAUUGUUUGAAUUACGGCAUCAAUGAGUCAAGGUGCACUGGAUGUUCAUUUGAGGACGAGGAUGAUGACCUCGAUGAGCUGUCCUUGGAAGAGCUUCACGAUUUGGAGCGGGAAUACUCGGAUGAGAUCGAAAAGCAGCAAAAGGAGACGGACAUCUCAAACCAAGAUCAUGAGCAAUGACGACACAUGUAAUGAGAAAUACCACCUUAUCAACCCGUAACAUAUCAGCAGUAUUAUUAAGCACGUAUUUUCAAGGUCGUUUGUCCUAGUUUCGACGUUUUCACUUACCUUUGAUUAUCGAUUGUGUCAUUCAACCAUUUGAAUAAAAAAUUCCUCCUGAACAAUCUCAA
Tigriopus californicus is the source of this 1773-nucleotide messenger RNA. RefSeq names its product protein twisted gastrulation-like. The transcript has a single exon. NCBI's taxonomy places the organism in Eukaryota, Metazoa, Arthropoda, Copepoda, Harpacticoida, Harpacticidae. Gene Ontology annotation, biological process: regulation of BMP signaling pathway. The coding region runs from base 812 to 1603 and encodes 263 amino acids. The record is from RefSeq and is a predicted model, not a curated record.